Messenger RNA from Lactuca virosa, 258 nucleotides. Lineage: Eukaryota; Viridiplantae; Streptophyta; Magnoliopsida; Asterales; Asteraceae. The record is from the annotation of a GenBank genome assembly.
AUGGAAACUGCUAAACACAUCAUUGAAGAAAUUGAUGAUGAAUUACACAAAAUUGUGUUCAAAGUGAUUGAAGGAGAUAUCUUGAAGGUGUAUAAUUCCAUUAGUUUCAUCUUUACCACCAAAGAUGUGGGCGAUAAGAAGUUUGUUAUCUGGACUAUAGAGUUCGAGAAAGCGAGCGCAAGUAUACCGGAUCCAACAUCGUAUAUGGACGUGGUUUGUGGAAUAGUUGGAAAUAUGGAUUCUCAUUUUCUCAAGUAA